Messenger RNA from Rhinolophus ferrumequinum (greater horseshoe bat), 2088 nucleotides. RefSeq names its product proteasome maturation protein-like. The transcript has 2 exons. The record is from RefSeq and is a predicted model, not a curated record. NCBI's taxonomy places the organism in Eukaryota, Metazoa, Chordata, Mammalia, Chiroptera, Rhinolophidae. Gene Ontology annotation, biological process: proteasome assembly. Gene Ontology annotation, cellular component: cytoplasm; nucleus. The coding region runs from base 1666 to 2088 and encodes 140 amino acids.
AGCUCCAGGAUGAAGUCCCUCUGGAAAGUCCUUCGGGUGGCUUCUCUCUUCGUUCUCCUGCCCUUUCACACCUCAGCUUCGCCAGCCCACGAUGACCGACCUGGCACCAGACACGCCAAUGGCCACGUCUGUGUAGGACUCAGUACCAUCAACCCUAAAUGAACAACCCACUUGGAAGUGGAGUCGAGCCCACUGGAAACAGGCGGAGAGCAGAACACAAGGGAGCAGAACACAAAUCAAAGCUGAGCCCAACCUGAGCGCUUCCAUAGUUCACACUCCAUUACCUGCUUUUGUGCAGGGUCCCUUUGAUCAUAAUUCUUCACUAGGCAGAGUGAUAAGAAUGACGACAGCGCCAAGAUUCACCCAAUCUUCAGAGACAGCUGACUCUUUUUUCUUUUCGCUCCUUUUUAUUUUUCGAAUGAUCUCCAGUUUUAGCCAGCAUUGCUCAGGAGCCAGGAAAGUCAGAAGAGCCCUUGAUGGGAGCCCUCUGAGUGAAAGAAAAGCCUACAUCUGUGAGUACAAAGCACAGGUUGGUCCUGAGCAGUGCAACGCUCUUUGCAGUCAUCCUUCCAAGCCGUGGGUGAAAACAAAUACAUAACAUGCGCUGGAGUUGUAUUUUCAGGGAAAGGAAAUCGUGUGCAAGGUUUGUGAUCACUGGUGCCCCUGAGAAUCGAGGCUCCUUGAGGAAAAUUCCAAGAAGAGUUCCCUGAUGCUUCAUGUUCAUCGUAUACUCCUGUUACACUGAACCAACUGUGGAUUUGCAAUUCUUACACCUCACCAAGUCCGUUACACCACGGAUUAUAAGAAGUUGUUAUUUUAGGUACCAAUGAGAAAGAAAAUUUGCUCCUAAUUAAAUUGUGGAAAAUGUGGCGAUAGAUACCAUAUUCUUACCAUAUUCUUGUUUGUCUCCUGGGAACACCUUUGCUGCCAGUUGCUCUGCCAAAGUUACAUCUCACCUAACAUUUGACUGGUGUUUGGUAUUUACCAUCCACUUUGCAUAAAUUUGUGAACUGUAUUGUGAGCUCCCUAUGGAGAGGGACCAUAUUCUGUUCAUCUGGCAUCCAUCAAAGUCUAGCACAGUUUCUUGCCUAGGACAAAUUCUCAGGAACUCUGGGUUGAAAGCAUGCGUUCUUUGUUAAAGCCAGUCUUGGAAGACUCCUCUGAUGUCCGGGCAACAUAUCUGUCUGUGCCUUUUGCCUCAAUGAGAGGGAAAAGACACCCACUAGCAGGAUUCUCCUAGCAAUGCAUCAAGCCUUCUAUUGGUUUUUUUCCGCAUGCAUGUCUCCAUAAAGAGGUGGCCCCGUUCUCCCCAGGAAUAGAGAUAGUUUCCCAGGACUGUUAUCUCUCACUCAUCCAUUCAGUGAAUGGGUGCCGAGCUCCUGUACCCAGUGUGACGCUAAAACCCUGGGGUGGAUGAAUAAGUCAUUGACUUUGCCCUCCAGGAGGGUGAUGUCUGGGGGAAGAGAAGGUCAGAGUACAGUUAAUACCAGUGCUAUGUAAUGAGUAUGAAGCUCUGGGGCACUGGAGAGGGGGAGGCCAUGAAUUCUGAUUGGGGGAAAGGUGAGGUAUCACUGGAGUUUGCGGAAGACCGUGAAUGACCAGGCAAAGGAAGGGAGUGGCAAAAACAGCACACAGUGGACAGGUUGUUCGCAGAGCGAGUUUACAAUGAAUGCCAGAGAACUUGGAUCUCAGCAAAAGGACAGUAUUCCUUUUACUGAACUUUCAGCAAAAGGACGUUUUGAAAGUGAUGAUCUUCGAAAAGGUUUUUCUUGUGUGAAAAAUGAACUUUUGCCCAGCCAUCCUCUUGAAUUCUCAGAAAAAAAUUUCCAGCUCAACCAAGAUAAAAUGAAUUUUUCCACACCGAGAAACAUACAGGGUCUGCUUGCUCCACUAAAGUUGCAAAUGGAAUUCAAGGCAGUACAGCAAGUUAAGCAUCUUCCAUUUCUUCCAAGUUCAAACCUUUCGCUGGAUAUUUUGAGAGGUAAUGAUGAGACUAUUGGAUUUGGUGAUAUUCUUAAUGACUCGUCACAAAGUGGACUAAUGGGAGAACCGCACUUGAUGGUGGAAUAUAAACUCGGUUUACUGUAA